Molecule: messenger RNA, 3785 nt
Organism: Toxorhynchites rutilus septentrionalis
Lineage: Eukaryota; Metazoa; Arthropoda; Insecta; Diptera; Culicidae
Product: cytokine receptor-like
Exons: 9
Coding region: 367-3759 (1130 amino acids)
Cellular component (GO): membrane
Molecular function (GO): cytokine receptor activity; protein binding
Source: RefSeq, a predicted model, not a curated record
ACGUUUAUGUUUAGCUUUAUUUCACAAACCGAUCAACAGGCAGAAAUUUAGUGAAAUUCUAUCUAAUAUUUAUUAAUCAUAACUUUGUGGCGAUCUCCGUAUAUUGAUAGUGUUUCUAUAAUACUGGCUAGUGCUGUGAUAGUAUUAUAUUCAUAUGACGGAAAUGAAGCACGCUGUGAAAAUUUAUUUUUGAACUGAGUGAGCGGCUUCUUGGAAUUUUGCGUGUGCAAAAAUACGUAGAACACGUAAAACUAAUAAAUUUGUUUGUUUCAGUCGAUGUUGGGCUGUGUAAAUAUAUAUUGCUUUGGAAUGGCCUGAAUGAUUUUUAAGUUGAAUAGUUCCUGGAAUUAAUGUGAGUAUGUCAAAAUGCUUGGAGAGCGAAUCCCAUUUUUUCUGAUAUUGUUGAUCUCCGCGUACUCAGUGGUAGGAUUAGGAUGGAUAUCUCCACAGGCUCCAAUUUAUCGAUUAGUAAAUCAAUCGUAUAAUCUUAGUUGUAGUUUGAACAGUUCAGAUCCAGAGACAAAGAAAUUCAGCAGCAACGAUCUUAUGUUUUUCAUUAAAGAUGUACCAGUUUCUCGAGAGUAUAUAACGAUUUUAAAUGAGACAACUAUUCAACUUAAUGUGCAAAACGCAACAGUGAGUGCUGUUCAAUAUAUUUGUAAGCUGAAUUUUACUAAGGGAGUCGACAUGCGGAGCGUUUUCGUAGGCUACAAACCGUACAACGUAACAAACUUCAAAUGUCGUUCAGAAAAUUGGCAAAAAAUGAAUUGCUCGUUCGGACAGGAAUAUAAUCCGAUACCAACAACAUACGAUUUGAGUUUCCGCUUUGAUACGUCACCCGUCGAUUUUAACUGUCCCCUGGAAGGGCAGUUCAACAAUACAUGGAAGUGUUCAAUCGAUUUGGAUUCAUCAUAUCGCCAAUCUCAUGAAUUGUAUUAUUUCGUCUUAGUAUCCAACAACUCGUUCGGGAAAAAUCGCGAGGUUUUCGAGGUUAACAACUUCAAUAAUGUUAUCCCCGAGGCACCUUCAGAAUGCCAGGCCAAUAACAUAACUUCUAACAGUGCGAUUUUACACUGGACGAUAUCUUAUAAGCUACAAACCUUCAAAAGAGACUUUAUAUUCCAAGUCAAAAUAUUAUCCAGUUUUGACAAUAAAUCUUGGAAACCGGUCAGCACCGAUGCGAUAUCUAAAUCAGUAACGAACUAUACUCUACCUAUUGAGAAUCUAGAAUAUGCAGACGCGAGAUAUGAUGUCAGAGUAAGGAUGAGAACAUUAACAGCAGAGAACAUAGAGGAAAUGUGGUCGAACUAUUCGAGUUGUCUGUUCAAUACUUUGCCACGAAGACCGGAUGAACCACCAAAAACAGCAAUCGGCGGGUUCGAAAUUAACGUGUACAAUGACAUAUUUGUAUAUUGGCGAGAAAUACCGAGAAGCAAACAUAAUUCUGUGAAUGGUUUUCGAUAUAAGAUCACGGACAUUAGAAGAAAUGGAAUUCCAAUCAGUAAUGUAACGGAAGGCCGUAACGGAAGUACAAUGGUUCAGUUCCGAAAUAUGACUGACGGAAACUAUACCUUUGUCAUCAGGAGUUCUAAUAGUGAGGGCGAUUCCUUGGAAUCCAGCACAUUAUUCAUCCCAAGCAAAGACUAUCGUUUGCCUAAACCAGAAAUAAUCAAACUGCUAUCAGACUCUGGAAGAUACCUACUCUCAUGGAAAGCAAAUCCUGAGCAUGCAUCAAAAAUAACUUCUUACACUAUUUUCUGGUGUAAUUCAAGCAGCAAUUCGCCUAACGAUUGUAACGGUUCAAUCAGCUUCGAUUACGUUAACGGGACAGCCAACAGUUACGAACUAAAUAAUGUGAGCUCGACACUAAAUUUUGCCGUAGCCGCUAAUUCCGGAAAAAUGUCAUCUGGAAUGGUAUGGGCAUCGUGUACGGCAACUCAGAAGAAUGACAUAGGUAAACUCAAAACGAUUUGGAUUCCAGCGAUGCAAUCGACAUAUAUUGAUUUAGAAUGGAAGCUGGAAUGUGGGGAUAGUGCAAUAGUUGAAGGUUAUAAUAUUAUUUAUUGCCCAAUAAACUCACCAAGAGAUCAGAGUUGUAGAACUCCUGAAAAGUCUCUGAAUAUAACCGGAACUACAUCGCACCGUAUUAGUGAGUUGAAACCGUAUGUGACGUAUAAAAUACAGGUAGCCAUGUAUUCUAGAACCCGAAUCGGACCAAGAAGUGAGCCUCUUUUCAAUACAACACUUGAAGCAGCACCAUCACCACCACGAGAUUUGAUAUGCAAAGAGAUUCGAAAUGACUCAAUUACAUUACAAUGGAAACCACCUUUGCACAUUAAUGGUGGCAAGAUGAACUAUGAAGUAUGGUAUAAUCAUUUAAACACCAAAGUUUAUAUCGAGGAUUAUACUAAAGCUGUAACAUAUACACUGACAACACUAAAACCAUUUACAAACUACAAAAUAAUUGUUCGCGCAUACACCAUAGGAUAUUCCAAUACUUCAAACUCCGUAGAUGUAACAACUGAAAUAGGUGUUCCUGGCGUAAUACAGCAGCCAGGAUCUGUGGAUUUAAAUGAUACCAGGCUUGCAAUACAGUGGUCAUCACCAGAACUCAAAGCUGGAUGCAUUGAAUAUUACGAACUUAGGAUAAAGACUAAAGAAUCGGAUACUAUCACGCGGGUACAGAGCCCAUUUUGUCGUUUAAAACGUUCUAUAUGUCAAAUUGGUUCAACUGAAUUUAAUCGCACUGACAAAUAUGAAUUUUACGUACGCGCAGUAAAUGUUAUUUUGAGUCCCCAUGCACCAAAUUAUACCAUAUGGAAUAAACUACACUGUGGAGAAAAGUAUUCUUAUUACAUAGAGCAAGGAGUACCUGAUUCGAAUCAACAUUAUACGUAUUAUAAUUCGAUAGAAUGUGAACGUAACGGUAACGAGAUUCCGUUCAUUAACUGGAAUAGCAUAGACAAAUUUGCUACUAUUUUACACGGUGAAUGGUCAAAACCACUCUCACACUGGUGUAAUUAUGGUCCUGAAAACACACCAGCGAUUAUUUUUCUAACUAUAAUUGCCUGUUCUGGCAUCGUUAGUUUAAGUAUAUGCACUUAUGUGAGUUUGAAGAAAAUGAAACAAAUUAAGAAUAUAAAAGUUGUUCUUCCGGACGCGUUGAACGAUAUUGUAGCAUCAGAUAAAUCUAAUGUCUCGAGGGAUUUCAAUUCAUUCCAUGGACAUGACAACUACGAUGAACUGCUAGUGAAAGCUCAAGACGAUCGAUCUCUUUCGUUCGCAUUAAAUCACAGACAUACAGGAAACAAUUUGCCCGCUUUGGAUGAUGCAACGAGCUUGAGCUCGUCUCAAGAGAACCUUAAUGACGGAGAUGGAAUAAUCAAUGAUGUAGAUUUGUUGUCCCUUUCGGACGACUACAAAUCGCAUUAUAAUUUGUCUUUGGACAAAGGUUUGGAUCAAACAACGCAAACAAAAUAUAAUAAUUCUACUGAUAUGACCAUGGCACCAAACAAGGAUAACUUGUUGCAUUUCAACACUAGCGGUUACGUUUUGGCUCCCAAACAUGGUUCAAAUGGAUAUGUGCUGGCACCUAUGCCAAAGGCUCCCGAUUCUAACGUCAUACGAACAAAUUGCUUAGUAGGAAAUGGGAACACAAAUUCUUCAAAAAUGCCGAUUAUGGUGUCGACAGAUGUGGAAGGGAUUUCAGGAUAUGUAACACACAAGCAAUUAGUAGACUAUGGACACAAAAUGCAGUGAAUACACGAACAAUCAGAUUGCCCCCA